This is a messenger RNA of Aureobasidium musti, 1113 nucleotides long. The record is from the annotation of a GenBank genome assembly. Lineage: Eukaryota; Fungi; Ascomycota; Dothideomycetes; Dothideales; Saccotheciaceae.
AUGGCCGAAGAUCAAGCACCUGUUCACUACGAGGAUCUCGCUCUUCUCGAGACUCAAUUCGACGAAGUCGAUCGCGAGAUUNUGUACCUCUCACUUCCAUACCUUACUGGAAUGACUACUGACGAGCAUCUAGUGGCCAAGCAGUACAUCCUCAGCGCUCCUCUGUACGCCAAGCGUCAAGAAGUUGUGUCAAAGAUUGAGCACUUCUGGCCUCUCGUCUUUGAGCAAUCUCCUCCCGAUGUCGACCGCUACAUUACCCCCAACGAUGCCAACAUCUUCGCAAAGCUGAAGAGCCUCGAUGUCAAGCGCUUUGAGAUCCCCAUGGGUCCCGAGAAGAUCGAGGGCGAAGCUGGUGACCCGCGCAGCAUUGCUAUCCGCUUCGAGUUUGACGAGAACGAGUACUUCUCUAACUCUGUCCUCGAGAAGAAGUUCUGGUACAGAAGAUCAAAGGACGGCUGGGCUGGCCUUGUCUCUGAGCCCGUCAAGAUCAACUGGAAGGGCGAAGAUCCUACCAAUGGUCUUACCGAUGCUGCCUUUGCUGUUUUCGAGGAACGCAAGAAGGCUGGUGACAUGAAGAAGAAGGGCUUUGCCGCUCACAAGAAGCUUCUCAGCUUGAUUGAGAACAACAAUGUUGACAACACCUCCUUCUUCGCUUGGUUCGCCUACGUCUCUGCCACUCGCUACGUUUCGGCUGAGGAGUCAGCCCAGGCCAACAAGGAGUACAAGGAGCGUCAGGACAAGAGAUCCAAGGGCGAGAAGGUUGACAGCCCCGAGCCCGAGGAGGAGGACAUGGCCGACAUGUCUGGAGACGAUGAAGUCCACCCAGAGGGUGAUGAGCUCGCUCAGCUCAUCGCUGAGGACGUCUGGCCCAACGCCAUCAAAUACUUCAGUAAGCACAAGCUACCUAUUGUGGCUGCAAACAUGCUUAUCUUUAUACAGCUCNAAGCACAAGAGAUGGAAGAAAUGUCUGAGAUGGAUUUCGAAGACAUGUCCGACGAGGACGAUGAUGAGGACGGCCCAAUUGACCUCAGAGCGCUGGUUGGCAAGGGCAAGCCUAAGACCAAGCCCUCCAAUGACGCCGAUGAGCCGCCCAAGAAGAAGCAGAAGAAAUAA